AUGAAAGAGUACUUCGAGAUUUCAAACGAGAACUCAAAGUUAUCUCGUGCUUAUAGAACUUGGAUCUCAAUCCUUAAAAAUUGGAAGUAUAGAAUUGGUGCUACAUCAGCAACGAAAUUUCGUUUCACAUCAUGCAACAAGCCUAAGAUAUGUUCAGCUUCUGAGGAUGCUACUGAGAUAUUGGUGAUAUCACCAGUUGUAACUAAUAAUCCUUUGAAAAGUAUAAAUUCACAUAGCCAAGACAGUGAACAACCCUCAAGAAAUCUUUUUAGCUGUUUAUAUAACGCACUCAGACCUCUAAAUAUAUUUGAUAAUAAAAAAUCUGAUAGAACUUGUAACGAGUCAGAUCUUACUAGAUCUGCAACAUUUAAGUGCCCAACUAUUCCACGCAGAAUGCUUCGUCUACUUAGACGAAAAAGGAAAUAUAAUAAAGGUUCAUCGAAAGUAAAGCUAAUUACAGUAUCAAACUUUUAUGAAAAUAUUGAAGGAGCUCGCAGAAUGAGCGAUGAAAGACUUCAACGUGCUUACAAGUUCUAUGAGCAUAUGUUGCAAAAAGUCCAACAAAGUGCAUACAGUGACAUUAUAUCCUUUUUGGUUGAAAACUUUGAAGAUAGAGACAUUCUCAUAUUGACGAAAUAUAUAUCUAGUUCUGCUCAUACCAAAAGUAUAGAAAAUGAAACUCUUGAUAAGCUAUAUAAUAUAGCUUUUAGCACUAAUGAGAACCAGCAGAAAAGUUUGAGUACAUUAUCUAUACUAAAUGAUAAUACUACAACUGACUGUCACUCUCCUUAUCACACUCUAACUUCUGAAUUACUAGAUGAAAAUAUUGAUGAUGGGUAUUGUAUAUUUAAGAAAUACAAUGACUAUUUUGAUGAAAGUGACAAAGUUUCAGCAACAUUAUUAGUUUUGGCUAAUACAACAUACGACAAUGUAGAAGCAGCAGCAUCUAACCUAGUUGCGAGAGUGAGUUUCACAUCGCUGGAACUGAGUGAUACCAUAAAGGAUUGCAUAAAAAAAGGUAUAAUUGACGCAACCAGUGGAAAAUACAAGGGAGCAGGUAGUUUAAAAUAA
Molecule: messenger RNA, 1071 nt
Organism: Cryptosporidium muris RN66
Lineage: Eukaryota; Apicomplexa; Conoidasida; Eucoccidiorida; Cryptosporidiidae
Exons: 1
Coding region: 1-1071 (356 amino acids)
Source: RefSeq, a predicted model, not a curated record